GAGACCUCCAUUGCACUGAAGCAAAAGCUUUUUGCUGUAUAAAAUCACUGUUUCUAUACCUCAAAGUUGUAAAAGUAAAGUUUCAAAUUUUUUAACAAAACACAGUGAGAAGUGAUGAUUGGGUGCAAGACGAUAACUGUCCACGAUUCUCAUGCUACCACCACACAAUCUUUCUCUUAAGUUUGUCAGAUUAUAUCUUCAUAGCUGAGGACCUUCGUUAUUUGCAUUUAGAAACACAUACUCUUCCCCAAUCGAGGACCGCCAAACCUGUCAGCUAGCGUUUUUCUUCUAAGAAAAGAAAAAAACUAUUUUGUAUAAAUGGUGCCUUUCCGUUUUUAGAGGAUCGAGCAAGUUAGAAAGCAGAAAAAUGGCAGAAACAAAGUUGAGCUGCUUGAAAGACCAGAGAUGGUCACUCCAUGGCAUGACGGCACUCGUCACAGGUGGCACCCGAGGCAUAGGGCACGCAAUAGCAGAAGAGUUGGCAGAAUUUGGGGCUUGUGUGCAUAUAUGUUCCCGUAAUCAACAAGACAUCGACAAAUGUUUAGACGAAUGGAAGAGCAAAGGAUUUCGCAUGACGGGAUCUGCGUGCGAUGUGCUGUCUCGUGACCAACGUCAAAAUUUAAUCAAAACUGUUGCCUCAACCUUCCAUGGAAAGUUAAACAUUCUGGUAAACAAUGCUGGAACAAGUACACAUAAGAAAAUUGUAGAUUAUACUGAAGAAGAUUUGACAACAAUCAUGGGAACUAAUUUUGAGUCUGGUUACCACUUGUGUCAACUAGCACACCCACUUCUGAAAACAUCUGGAUACGGAAGCAUAGUUUUCAUAUCCUCUAUUUCAGGAUUGAAAGCUCUCCCUCUUUGUUCCAUCUAUGGAGCUUCCAGGGGAGCUAUGAAUCAAUUCACCAAAAAUAUAGCAUUGGAAUGGGCAAAAGAUAAUAUUCGUGCAAAUGUUGUGGCACCUGGAACUAUUAUGACCCGAAGUUUGGAGACAUACAUGUCGAAAUCUCCUGAUCCUAAUAAUGUCUUGGAUGGUAUGAUAUCUCAAAUACCAAUUGGUCGUAUAGGAGAACCAAGGGACAUAUCAACAUUGGUUGCUUUUCUUUGUCUUUCAGCUGCUUCAUAUAUCACUGGACAAAUUAUAACAGUCGAUGGAGGUUUCACACUGUAAAUUGUUAUGCUGGAAAAAUAAAUUAAGUAAAUGCUCAAAAAAUAAUUGCUGGAUUGAUUUGGUUUGUCAUAAGCUCCAAAACUACUAAUUAUUAUUAGUUGUUUCUUGUAUUAUGCUUAUGGUAUUUCAAGUGUUAUGAUUUUCUGCUAUAACUUCUUUUUAUUAUUAUUUUUCUCUAAUUUCAAAUGAAUAUAUUGGUUCAAUUUGGUUCAUAUGUGG
Abrus precatorius (Indian licorice) is the source of this 1387-nucleotide messenger RNA. RefSeq names its product tropinone reductase homolog At5g06060-like. The record is from RefSeq and is a predicted model, not a curated record. The coding region runs from base 368 to 1168 and encodes 266 amino acids. Gene Ontology annotation, molecular function: oxidoreductase activity. The transcript is spliced from 5 exons. NCBI's taxonomy places the organism in Eukaryota, Viridiplantae, Streptophyta, Magnoliopsida, Fabales, Fabaceae.